AUGGAGAAGGUUGGCGAGAUCGUGUCAGUGAGCACACUGCGCUUGCAGCGCGGGGAAGUGACAUGUGUGGACACGGCGGGCGCGCGGCUGUCGGCCGGCAGUGGGGAUGGCACUCUGCGGCUGUGGAGCUGGGUACGAGACGUCGCCUGGGUCGAGAGAACCGUGGUUAAUAGAGCACAUAGAUAUGGCGUCACGGGCACUCGUUUCUCUCCGUCGGGGAUUUUACUGGCAUCGGUGGGUGUAGACGGGGCGGCGCGCAUCUGGAGCGCACGAGAGGCCCUCGUAGCGAAGAGCACGCUGGCGGCGCCCGACGCUGCAGCGGCGCGCUCACUGCAGUGGGCGGCGGGCGAGAGGCUCGUCGUUGGACACGAUGACGGAGCGAUCCGCGUGUGGACGGUGCGAUCCGGAACAUUGCUCGCGUUUGUGCGACCGCACGAGGGGGCCGUGCACGCUCUCGCCACGUUAGACAACGUCGCUCUUCUGCUAAGUGCUUGCACAGAAGGAGUGCUCAAAGUUUUCGAUUUCGAAAAAUUAGCUAGACACGGCACGGAGGGAGGCGCGGGCCCAACGCCUUUGCUAUGGGAAGACGGGGCGCACGACUUGGGCGUGCUGUGCGCGACACCGCUGCAGCGCGGGGCGGCGACGGGCGGGCACGACGGGCGCGUGCGGCUGUGGCGCGUGCAGGGCGGCGGACGCGGCCGGCGCGUGGGGGCGGGCGCCGCCCUGGCCGGGCACGCGGCCGCCGUCACCGCGCUGCGCUGGGCGGGCGGCCUGCUGGCGUCCGCGUCGCUGGACCGCACGGCGCGCCUGUGGGACGCGGCGGCGGCGGCGUGCGUGCGCGUGCUGCACGCGCACUCGCGCUACCUCACGUGCGUCGCGCUCGCGGCCGACCUGCGCUACAUGGUUACCGGUUCUAACGACAAGUCGGUGUGCACGUGGUCGCUGGGGAGCUUCUCACAGAACGAUGAUUUAGAACCAGCCUGCAAUCCACUCGUUCACUUCGCUCUCGGAGACCUUGAGGGCAUCGGUCCAGUAGAUGAAGACCGUACAGAUAACUUAGAAAACAUCGAGAGUAACUACGCGUGCGCGAGCUCGGUGGCCCGCUGCGUGCUUCGCGAGCCUCACGCCGCCGCCAUCAACUGCAUCGCCGCCUGCAAUCAGCUGAUCGCGACUGCUUGCAGGUACUACCCAGACGAGCUGCUUUACAUUGUGUGCAGGACAUAUUCUGAUGUGGCCUACCUUAUUGUUAGUAACAUCAUAUCAAUACAUAAACUCUGGGGCUUCAGUGACGGACACGUGCGAGUGUUCAACUAUGACGAGAAAGAAGAGAGCCUACAGCUUGAGUUGGAGCUGGUGGUGGACUCGUACCCCGUGUUGGCGGUCGACUUCGGAGCGAACGGAGCUUUGCUGCUCAGCGGCGGUUUGGACGGGUGCGCUCACCUCUGGGAUGUGCAGUCGGGCUGCGAGCUGGCGACGCUGCCGGCGCGCGGCGAGUGCGGCGUGCGCGACGCGCGCGUGUCUCCGCAGCGCCCGCCGCUGCUGCUGCUGGCCAGCGACGACGGGCUGGCCAGCCUGUGGGCCUUCGACCCGCCCUCGCCGGAGCCCUUGCAUGUAUAUCUGGGGCUGGUGGAGGCCGCCCUGUGCUGCGCGUGGUCCGCGGACGGGCGGGCGCUUGUCGCCGGGGGCGAGGCGGGCGAGCUGAACUUGUUGGCUCCGCCGCCUCAGCCGAGCCUGCUGUGUCAGCAGCUGUACGCGCAUGACCUCGGUACUGUGUACCUAAUGUUUACAACUGAUUUCUUAUCAAAUAGUUGUCCUACACUCGUUGCAGGGGUUUUGAGCUGUGAUUUCGCGGAUAGUUUUGAAAAUUCCGAAUCUGAAGACGAGAAGUCUACGCUACUACUGGCGACGGGAGGUCGUGACGCGUUAGUGAAGCUGUGGUGGGUGAGGUUGAGCGUGGAUGAGACUGGCGCGCAGACGGGUGCUCUGGAGCUGGCGAGCAGUCUGGCGGCGCACGGCGGCGCGGUACAGUGCGUGCGCUGGGGCGGGCGGGCAGCGAGGGCGGGCGCGCUGGCCACGGGCGGCGCGGACCGCUGGGCGCGCGUGUGGCGCGUGUGGGCGGGCGGCGGGCGCGUGCGCGUGCAGGUGGCGGUGGCGGUGCCGGCGGGGGCGGGCGGCGCGCCGGCCGUGCGCCUGCUGGGCGGGGAGGGCGGGCGGCUGGCCGUGGGCUCGCUGGGCGGCGCGCUGACCGUGUGGCGCGUGCCGCUAGAUGACGCGCUACAGGACGCUGAGGGCGAGGAGCCACGCUUCUGGAGUGCGGCGGGCGUGGAGCGGUGGCUGCGAGAAUAUGUCACCAGACCGCCCGGCUCGACGGUGUCAGAGGAGGAGGAGACGCGAUUGCUCGACGCGGUCACUGAAGCAGAACUCACCGGCGACAAGUUGCUGGACACUCCGCUGAUGGAGUUGAUGAACUGUUUCGGAUAUGGAGGAGAACCCAGUGAAGACUCUGACGAGCCUCAUGAGGUUCGUGAGCGACUGCUAGAUGAAAUACUGUGGCUGCGUCGAGACUUUCUUCCUUACGAUUUGGAGGCGGGCGCGCCGCACGCGCUGCGCUGCCCGCUGUCGCACGCUCGUUGCCGACCCAGUCGUAUAACCCUCAGGAGGCGGGCGCGCCGCACGCGCUGCGCUGCCCGCUGUCGCACGCUCGUUGCCGACCCAGUCGAGGCGGGCGCGCCGCACGCGCUGCGCUGCCCGCUGUCGCACGCUCGUUGCCGACCCAGUCGUAUAACCCUCAGGAGGCGGGCGCGCCGCACGCGCUGCGCUGCCCGCUGUCGCACGCUCGUUGCCGACCCAGUCGAGGCGGGCGCGCCGCACGCGCUGCGCUGCCCGCUGUCGCACGCGGCGCUGCGCGAGCCGGCGCGCGCCGCCGACGGGUUCACGUACGAGCGCCGGAACAUCCGCGACUGGAUACUGGCCGCCGACAGCGUCCAGUCCCCGAUGUCGGGGCGGCGGCUGGCGAGCUUGUUCGUGGAGCCCAACUACGGCGUGCGCGACUUGCUGCGCGACUACUGCGGCUGGCGGCAGUAG
Molecule: messenger RNA, 3084 nt
Organism: Melitaea cinxia (Glanville fritillary)
Lineage: Eukaryota; Metazoa; Arthropoda; Insecta; Lepidoptera; Nymphalidae
Biological process (GO): protein ubiquitination
Molecular function (GO): protein binding; ubiquitin-protein transferase activity
Source: RefSeq, a predicted model, not a curated record